CAUUGAAUAAAUUCUAAAUGUGUCACAAUUUAAAUGCUAUAUGAAAAAAUGGCGCGUUUAUUCAACAACACUUCAAGGGGGUAAAGAAUAAUCAAAUAAAAACAAAAUACUAAAAAAGUUACAUAAAAAAAAUUUGUGUGGAAAAUGUCUUCAGCAAAAGUUACAGCUAAAGAAAUUGUGCUACCGGCAUCUAUAGUAAAUGGCGAUACCGACACUGACGGAGCUGAAGGUUCAAUAGAAUUUUUGGAAGAGCAUGAUCCGGAACACUUGAAUGCACUUAAUUCAAAACAACAUAUUGGAGAAGAAGAAAUUGAAAUGCUUACUGAAGAGGAGGGAGAAUAUUAUGAAUAUGAAGAACGAGUUGAAGAUGAAGAAGAAGAAGAACCCAUAGCACCAGAAGAUAAUACGCCAGUAACUCGCAAACCAACUCAGGUGCCAAAGAAAAGAAAAAAUCCAAUAAUAGAUGCAGAUGAAAUAACUAAUAAUGAUAUUAAAAUAUCGAAAAAAUCGCAACAAAUUAAGAAGGAAGAUCAAGCAACAAGUUCUGCCAAAGAUAUUUCGAAUAAAGAAAACGAGGUAGACGAAGAACAAUGUCGAGUUUGCACAUCGAAAGAAGACUUAGUUAGUCUCUUUAAGAAAAUUGAUAAGUAUACAAUAGCUGAUAUGUUAAUGACUAUUUGUCCAACAGUAUCUAUAGCGCGUAAAGAUUUUAUGCCACAAUACGUUUGUAAUGUAUGUGUAGAUAAUAUUACUAUAGCCAUGAAACUAAAAACUUUAUGUGAAACAACGGAAAGAGAUUUACGAAAAAAAUUAUCUAGAAGUAAAAAUAAAGUAAGACGACCAACCGGAUAUGUUGUUAUUGAUGCUCCUGCUGAAUCUGAUCCUGCAUCUGAAGAAGAACUAAACGAUGAUGUAGAAUUUAAAGUAUCAGAGGAAGGAAGUAUUUCUGCUGGGGAUGAUUCGGAUGAUUCAGAUUUUAGUACGAAAAAAAAACGGCCAGUUCGCAGUACAGCUGGGAGGCGAGGACGUCGAAAAUCAAACCUAACACCCGCGUCCCAACAGAAAGAAAAAAAACGAAUGGGUCGCCCUCCAAUGAAACGUAAUAUACAAGCAGUUGACAGUAGUGGUGAAGAAAAAGACACUUCCUUGCAAAAGAAGAAACGUAUGUCUGGUGGUGAUACUGAAACCAGUCCAAAUAUACAGGAGUAUGCGUGUGAUCAAUGUGACCAUGUUUACACGCGAAAGUUGUCCUUAGUGUUGCAUAAAAAAUCACACGAUGGCGCACGUCAGCCUAUUAGUUGUGAAAUCUGUGGCAAAAAAUUUAAAAUACAGGGUGCAUAUCGUACUCAUUUAGAAAAACACAAAGAUGACUCUGUUGGUUUCAAUUGUGAAAAAUGUGAAAAAAUUCUUGGUUCAAAAUCAGAUUUAAGAAGACAUUUAGCUGAAGCGCAUAACGAACCCGGUCUUAUUUAUCAAUGUGAAAAAUGUAAGAAAGUAUUUGUUUCUGAAACGCGAUUAGAUAGACAUCAAGAAGGUCGUUGCCCGGGAGUUGAACACAAGCCAACUAAAAGACAUGAUCAUGACGCUUUUUCAGUAGUGUCUAACAAACCAAUGUCUAAUCAGGAAAACAGUUUUUCUUCAAGAACUAAAUUCAAAAUUUUUAAUUAGAUUUUUUUUGUAAUAUUAAAUUAUUUUAUA
Teleopsis dalmanni is the source of this 1698-nucleotide messenger RNA. RefSeq names its product zinc finger and BTB domain-containing protein 11-like. The coding region runs from base 145 to 1668 and encodes 507 amino acids. Gene Ontology annotation, biological process: regulation of transcription by RNA polymerase II. The record is from RefSeq and is a predicted model, not a curated record. NCBI's taxonomy places the organism in Eukaryota, Metazoa, Arthropoda, Insecta, Diptera, Diopsidae. Gene Ontology annotation, molecular function: zinc ion binding; DNA-binding transcription factor activity, RNA polymerase II-specific; RNA polymerase II transcription regulatory region sequence-specific DNA binding. Gene Ontology annotation, cellular component: nucleus. The transcript has 4 exons.